Fraxinus pennsylvanica is the source of this 384-nucleotide messenger RNA. Lineage: Eukaryota; Viridiplantae; Streptophyta; Magnoliopsida; Lamiales; Oleaceae. The record is from the annotation of a GenBank genome assembly.
AUGGGAGCCUGUGCUAGCAGACCUAAGAACUUGGAUUUGGAUAAACAGCCGGAACCUGCACCGGCACCAGCUCCGGCCCCUUCCGAAUCCCCGGGCGUGCCAGAGACCAUUCCCCAAGAGAAGGAAGAUGAAGUUGAGAAUAUGAAGGAAGAGCCUUUGAAAGAUAUUUCCGAACCAGCAAUUCCAGAAGCGCCAAAGGUGGAGGAAGAAGUAACAAAAACUGAACCAAAAGUAGCUGUUGAAGAAGUUGUCCCGGCCGAGGCACCUAAACCUACGGAAGCCACAGAUGAGGGUGUUGAGCUAACCAAGGAAGAGAAGAAAGAGGUGGUAGAAACUGUUGAGAAACCCACAGCCGAGACUGAGGCUGCUGCCCCAAAAUCUUAA